Caenorhabditis angaria is the source of this 3575-nucleotide messenger RNA. NCBI's taxonomy places the organism in Eukaryota, Metazoa, Nematoda, Chromadorea, Rhabditida, Rhabditidae. The record is from the annotation of a GenBank genome assembly.
AUGUUCUUCCACUUGGCGCUGGACCACGAAGUCUGUCUUCAUCCCAAAUAUUUCGGCCCAAAUCUCAACGAAACCAUCAAAAUGAAGUUGUUCAACGAGGUCGAAGGAACGUGCACCGGAAAAUAUGGAUUUGUUAUCGCCGUGACUACGAUUGAUACAAUUGGACACGGUGUUAUUCAACCGGGCCGUGGAUUUGUCAUCUAUCCGGUCCGUUAUAAGGCCAUCGUUUUCCGGCCGUUUAAGGGACAAGUUGUUGAUGGUGUUGUUACACAGGUAAGGUUUUAAUCUUCAAUUUUGUGAAAAUUCACCUAAAUUCAUGUUUUCUGACUAAAAAUUGGUCAAAAUUCAUAAUUUUUAUCUUAAAAUCCACAAUUUUCCCUCAAAAAACCCGUCCAAAUUUUGCAGGUCAACAAAGUCGGCAUCUUCUGUGACAUCGGUCCAUUAUCCUGUUUCAUUUCUCGCCAUUGUAUUCCACCCGACAUGGAAUUCAAUCCAAAUGCCGAAAAACCGUGCUAUAAAACCAGCGAUGAUUCGGUUGUGAUUCGAAAUGACGAUGAAGUUCGUGUCAAACUUAUCGGAACUCGUGUUGACGCAAAUGACAUUUUUGCUAUUGGAACUUUGAUGGACGAUUAUUUGGGAUUGUGUCCGGCUGAGUAGAUUGCACGGAUUUUGUGGAGACGGUGAAAUUUGUGUAAAAAAUGCGAAUUUUCACGAUUUUCCUCCCCAAAAAUUCCAUUUUUUGUUAUUUUUCUGUACUAUUCCACUUUUCCCCCUUUUGAUUUUCAGACCAUUUUUUGGGCUGAAAAUUCUGAUUUUUCUUUAUAUUUAUCCCGUUGUUAAUUUUUAAACAAAGAUCUCAAAUAUUUUACGAUUUUCAUUGAUUUUUGCUUUUUUUAAUGGUUUGAGACCAUUUUCAUACCUCUGAUUUUUUUUUGCUUUUUCAGAUUUCCAGGGAAUUUGAAGAUUUGACUAAAAAGAAGCCGAAUUCAAGCUUAAAGGGGGGGUAAGACGACAAAAUUUUAUUUGCUCAAUGAAUCGGGCUCCCUUUGAAUAGUAAAAGCCCCAGGGGAUUUUUUCUCGAAAGGCCUAAAAAGGUCCGAAAAAAAUAUUCCAUGAACUUUUUUCAACGUUGUCCGAAAGUUGUCCGAAAGUUUAUGGAAUAAUUUCAACGUAUACCUAUACGUGGUACCUAGUUUAUGGAACAUUUUUUCUGAGCGUUUCCAGAAAAAAUCCCUUGGAGGUUUUACUACUUUUGGGGAGCCUUUAACUUUGCGACAAAAAAAUUUUGUCGUCUUACCCCCCCUUUAAAAAUCGAUUUUAUGCUGAAAAACGAGAUUUCCAUGGGAAAAACCAGGCUUGACUUGGUUUUUCAGAUGGAGAUUUAGAUUUUCAGCAAAAAAAAAAACGCAGAAUAUUCUAAAAUUCAGCCGAAUUCAAUCUGAAACUUGUCUGAAAUCUUAUUUUUCUUCUGAAAGAUGAAGAAUAGCAUUCCAAACAAUUUUUCAGAUUGAAUUUGGCUGGCUUGCGGAAGCUCUGCCCAAAUUUUGAUUUUUGGUUGAAAAGUAACUGAAAUUCACUAUUUUCAGCUCAAAAAAUCUAUUAGAAUUGCUGAAAAUCCAAUUUUCCAUCUGAAACUCAGAAUUUUAGCUGGAAAAUUGGAUUUUUGGCAGAGACGCGGAAGCUAUGCCCAAAUUUUGAUUUUUGGUUGAAAAAAACUGAAAUUCACUAUUUUCAGCCUGAAAUUACACAAAAAAUAUAUAGCCAUUGCUGAAAAUCCAAUUUUCCAUCUGAAACUCAGAAUUUCAGAUGGAAAAUUGGUUUUUUGGCAGAGAUGCGGAAGCUAUGCUCAAAUUUUGAUUUUUGGUUGAAAAAUAACUGAAAUUCACUAUUUUCAGCCUAAAAUUACACAAAAACCUUAUGAACAUUGCUGAAAAUCCAAUUUUCCAUCUGAAACUCAGAAUUUCAGAUGGAAAAUUUGUUUUUUGGCAGAGAUGCGGAAGCUAUGCCCAAAUUUUGAUUUUUGGUUGAAAAAUAACUGAAAUUCACUAUUUUCAGCCUGAAAUUAGAGAAAAUAAUAUAUAGCCAUUGCUGAAAAUCCAAUUUUCCAUCUGAAAUUUGAAAUUCCAGCUGGAAAAGUGGUUUUUUGGCAGGGACGCGGAAGCUAUGCCCAACUUUUGAUUGCAGAUCAAAAAUAACUGAAAUUCCUUAUUUUCAGCCCAAAAAAUCUAUCAGAAUUGCUGAAAAUCCAAUUUUCCAUCUGAAAUUUGAAAUUUCAGCUGGAAAAUUGGUUUUUUGGCAAAGACGCGGAAGCUAUGCCCAAAUUUUGAAUUUUCAAAAUUCUAGGCUACUUUUAAGUAGAAAUUCUAAGUUCCUAGGCUAAUUUUUACUUAAAAUCGUCUAAAAUUACUAUUCCAGAUCCAUUUUUGCUGUAAAAAUCCCCCGAAAUUUCUUCCAGAUGACAUCUCUCCUUCCAAACUAUGCAAUGUUCGACGAAAUCCGUCGAAUGGACAUUCGUCAACUUUUCUACCAAGCUCUCAACUUCGGAAUGGUCGUCAGUUCGGCUUUGAUGAUUUGGAAAGGAAUGAUGGUUUUGACCGGGGCUGAUAGUCCAGUUGUUGUUGUUUUAUCCGGAAGUAUGGAACCCGCAUUUUUCCGAGGCGAUUUAUUAUUGUUGACAAAUGAUAGACAAGAUCCAAUCAGAGCUGGUGAUAUUACUGUAUUCAAGAUUGAAGGCAGAGAAAUUCCGAUUGUACAUAGGGUUAUUAAGGUAACAUUUUGAUUGGGGGAGGGUUUGGAGGGUAAAAAUUGAGAAACGGCUCAAAAUGAUGGGUUUUUGACGUGAAAAUUUCAAUGAAAAUGGUGGAAAAUUGGAAUUUUCAUGAAAUUCUGAUAAAAAGGCUUCAAAACUAUAAUUUGAUAUCAAAAUUUACCCGAUUUUUUCCCGAAUCUCCUCAAUUUUGGCCCAAAGCACUUUUAUGUGAGAUUUUUAUGCUCUGAUUCUAAUUUGGAUCAAAAUCGGCUUCAAAUCUGUCUGAAGUUAGGUUUUCAAGCUAAAAAAAAUGGAUUUUUUACCCUGAAAAAUCGAUUGUUCUUUCAGGUUCACGAAAAAACCACCGACGACACCAAGAUUUUGACAAAAGGAGACAACAAUCAAGUGAGUUUUGAUUUUUUUUUGUUCAAAAAUUGAUCCAGAAACCGUAGAAAACUCCCGAAAUUGAUGAAAUUUAGGCUAACUACCCUAAAAUCCUUUCAGAAAGUGCUCAGAAGCUCAAAAAAGGCCGCUGAAACUCUGAAAAUCAUAGGAAUUGUUCAAAUUUGACCUAGAAAACACUAAAAAUCACCAUAACUAUGUACCUUAAAACAAAAAAAAACAAAACAUUUAAUUUCAGGUCGAUGAUCGCGGUCUCUACGCUCCCGGUCAAUUAUGGCUUGCCCGUACCGAUAUUGUCGGCCGAACCAAAGGAAUUCUACCAUACGUCGGAAUGGUCACAAUUUUGAUGAACGACUAUCCAAAAUUCAAAUACGCCGUUUUGUUGCUGUUGGGAGCAUUUGUUCUUUUGCACAAGGAGAAUUAG